Messenger RNA from Gossypium arboreum, 1543 nucleotides. RefSeq lists its product as uncharacterized. The transcript has 3 exons. NCBI's taxonomy places the organism in Eukaryota, Viridiplantae, Streptophyta, Magnoliopsida, Malvales, Malvaceae. The record is from RefSeq and is a predicted model, not a curated record. The coding region runs from base 330 to 1295 and encodes 321 amino acids.
AUUUCCGUGAAGCAAGGAAAUUAAAAAAGGCCCCUCCCUUAAUUUCCCCCAUAAGACUCGCUCCAUUUUCACAAUCUCAGUUUUUAUCUCCCUCUCCAAACCCUAACAUUGAAACCAGAAAGAAUUCUAAACAGAGACAAACAAAAGACCAGGCCAGACAAAGGAAGUCUUUUUCAGUGAAUGAUUGAAGGCUGUGAAAGUCUUUUUCGUCAGACUUGUUCUGUUUCUGUAGAUGUAAAUCCCGAUAAACUGCCACACCAAUCUUAAGUGGUAACCGGAGGCUUACGCUGUUGGAGCAUAUAUCAGCGGUUGAGAACGGCCGGAUUAGUAUGGCUGGUUUAAAUAAUGAUGGAAAAUCGUCACCUCCGCACCGUACGCUUCUGGAUAUUAUACGGGACGAUAGGACCCUCAAAGACAAGAAGAGUUGGAAAACGUUUCGGGAUAAGUUACGACUGAAGCGAGCAGGUUCGGCCUGGACCUCCUCCGUCCGUGUCCCCACUUCCGAUGUUAAUGUUCAAGGUAGUAGAUCACGGUCCCCGAGCCACGGUUCGCCUCGUUCUAACUCCUCUGACACCACCCAUGCCAAGGAUGGAGGCGAAUGUGUCCCGGUUUCUGACCCGCCAGUUGUGAACUCUAAGAUGCAAUUGGCGCGGAGGGAUUCUAUUAGGUUUGGCAACAAUUCCACUCAUGCCGAUCACAAUGAUUCUCUUGAUGCCGCCAUGCCCAGCGAUGCUCCACGCUCAAGAAGCUCCAAGCCGCAAAUGGCCCGCCACCCAUCGAUUCGUUUGUCUUCCGCGAGCCACCACCAAGAUGACGACGACGACGAAGACGAAUACGACGUUGCUGAGGGCAGCGAUGACGAAGAAUACGAGUCUCCUGAGGAAGAUGAAGGAUCGCAACCUCCGGUAGAGGUACUAUCCAAAGAGAGAUCAUUGUCGGCGAGGGAGGCGGUGGCGGCACAGGAAGCGGCGGAAGCAGCAGCGGGGAAGGGUGCGGUGGUGGAGCCAGUUAAGAUGUCAUUAAUGGACUUGUUGGGGGAAACGGGAUACGGGAUGGGCGAAGAUGAUGACGACUACGACGACGAAGAAGAAGAUGAAGAGGAAGAUGAAGUAGCGGUGUCAUUGAGCGGAGGGAUGGAAUACACGUGUGGCGUGUGCAUGGUUAGGCAUAAAGGGUCGGCGUUUAUUCCAUGCGCCCAUACCUUUUGCCGGCUUUGUUCUAGGGAGCUAAUGGUUCAGAGAGGUAACUGCCCGCUUUGCAAUGGCUACAUCUUGGAAAUUCUUGAUAUCUUUUGAUAGUAGUAACUUCUAUCACCCCAUGGAGGAAUGAAUUAGUGUAAACAAUAGCACUUGGAAUCCCCUACCAAUUUCUUCUUCAAAAUUUUGAUUAGGUUUUGUUUAAUAUGUGAUUUAAGUAAGCAAGUAUUCCCAAAUGCAGUGAAAGGUUGACACUGAGAAAGAGAAUUUGGUUGAUCUGCUCUUCCAUCUUCCUACAAUAAAUACAGGUAAAAAACAUAACGUAGAGUGAGUAUUGGAGGGAAAAA